This is a messenger RNA of Athalia rosae (coleseed sawfly), 1592 nucleotides long. RefSeq names its product GPI mannosyltransferase 2 (gene PIG-V). NCBI's taxonomy places the organism in Eukaryota, Metazoa, Arthropoda, Insecta, Hymenoptera, Athaliidae. The transcript has a single exon. Gene Ontology annotation, cellular component: mannosyltransferase complex; endoplasmic reticulum membrane. Gene Ontology annotation, biological process: GPI anchor biosynthetic process. Gene Ontology annotation, molecular function: alpha-1,6-mannosyltransferase activity; GPI mannosyltransferase activity. The coding region runs from base 9 to 1499 and encodes 496 amino acids. The record is from RefSeq and is a predicted model, not a curated record.
CGUGUAGGAUGUACGAACCGAGAGAAAAAGUGAUUUGGUUCGCGGUAAUCUCCCGCCUAGGGAUUAUUUUCCUACAAUUUAUAUCAAACUUAGUGCUACCAGACCACGACGCAGGAGUGUUUAUCAGUCCGGUGGAUGCUGACCGGGAAACUACAUCGGUUUUAGAUAGGACGGUUGAUUAUGUACUGAGUGGUCUUUUUAGAUGGGAUUCCCAAUAUUUUAUUCACAUCGCAAAGUACGGCUAUACGUACGAAAAUACUCUGGCAUUCUCUCCUCUGUAUCCGAUCGCUGUAAGAUGCGUAGCAAAGAUUCUGACUAUAAUAUUACCUAUUCUGAAUCGACAUAGUCUCACAAUGAUCGUAGCUACGUUGAUAAAUUUUGUUUGUUUCAUCAAAUCGGCGACAAUUUUUUUUGAUCUCAGUAAAAACGUGUUGAAGGAUACAGCCCUGGCUUACAAGGCUGCAAUUUUGUACUGCGUCAAUCCUGCUAGUAUAUUUUUUACCGCUUUUUACUCAGAGGCAAUGUUCGCCUAUCUAUCUUUCAACGUAAUGCUAGCAUACACCGAAGACAAUGCUUUUAUUUAUUUACCUAUAGCACUGUCAACACUUGUUAGGUCUAAUGGGUUGAUAAACAUGGGCUUUCCUUUAUACUCUCUGAUCAGGGGUGUUUUGAAGAUAGUUCUUCCUAGAGUGAGUAAGAACUUUCAAAACCAGCCCAGAGAGUCAUCCUUGCCUUAUGGAUGCGCUUCUAUUUUAAGUGCCAUUGCUUGGUUUCUCAAUAUCGUAUUUUUGUCCAUCAUACCUUAUGUUUUACUCCAAUUAUAUAACUACAGUUUAUUCUGUCUGGGUAAUGAAAUGCAGAUGCCAAUUCCUGUGCGUGAUUAUGGCUUAGAGAAAGGAUUUCUACUAGCUGGUACUACAAAUCCGCCUUGGUGCGAGGAUCAGAUUCCCACUGCAUAUUCAUAUGUUCAAAAAAAAUAUUGGGAUGUCGGUUUAUUGCAGUAUUACAAUGUUAAACAAAUACCUAAUUUUCUUCUUGCUUCUCCCAUUCUGUUUAUCAUACUAAGUCAUAGUUUAAAAUACCUGAAUGAGCAUAGAGUUGAGUUGUACACGUUAGGAAGCUUCUCUAGUAUUGGUAAAAGCAAAGAAAGAUUUAAAUAUACAGCACAGUCAGGGGACAUGUUCGUAUUUGUAAUUCAUGGACUAUUUCUGACAAUAUUCUGCAUUCUAUUUGUGCAUAUCCAAGUCAGCACGCGUUUGUUGUGCUCCGCCAGUCCUCUUCUUUACUGGUAUUGCGCAUCAGAUAUCUCAAGUAAGUCAGAGAGUAGAAAUGAACAUUUCAGAGAUAUUGAAUCACCUGAAAAUUGUUGUUCAAAAUGGAGGGUCUUUCUUUUCUUCCAAAAAAGUUACUCCAAAAAUGACGUUUUGAUUCUUUCAUACUUUCUUGGGUACUUAAUUCUGGGUUGUAUAUUGUUCCCCAAUUUCCUUCCCUGGACGUAAGGAUAAUGAGUUUUUCCACCAAAAUAAGAACGAAGUCAUUGAUUUUUCAUUUAAUGUAGUUUAUUAAAAAAUAAAUCUAUGUACAAAGUGCUA